This is a messenger RNA of Megalops cyprinoides (Indo-Pacific tarpon), 2559 nucleotides long. RefSeq names its product extracellular calcium-sensing receptor-like. Gene Ontology annotation, biological process: G protein-coupled receptor signaling pathway. The record is from RefSeq and is a predicted model, not a curated record. The transcript has 6 exons. Bases 19 to 2559 code for a protein of 846 amino acids. Gene Ontology annotation, cellular component: membrane. NCBI's taxonomy places the organism in Eukaryota, Metazoa, Chordata, Actinopteri, Elopiformes, Megalopidae. Gene Ontology annotation, molecular function: G protein-coupled receptor activity.
GUUCUGCUUUUGCCAUUGAUGGCUGCAUUGAUAAGGGCAGAGGACCCUGUGUGUAAACUACUAGGGGAGCCUGAGCACCCACAGCUGUCGAAGGAUGGAGAUAUCAUGAUUGGAGGCAUUUUCUCCUUUUACAGCAGCUGGGAAGACAGGGAGCUGUCGUACACAGAGGUCCCACAACCACUACAAUGUACCAAUUUAAAUCUUAGAGCAUUCCAGUAUGCCCAGACGAUGAUCUUUGCCAUAGAGGAGAUCAACAACAACACAGAUCUGCUGCCUGGCAUCUCUCUCGGCUACAAGAUUUAUGACUCCUGCGGUUCUGUUGCCACAGCUGUGAGAGCAGGACUUGCCCUGGCUAAUGAGUACCAGGACACAACCUCCGCUGCACCCUGUUCUAGAACAGCUACAGUUCAGGCAAUCAUUGGGGAGACCUCCUCCUCACCCACUGUCGCCAUAUCAACAUCCAUCGGACCUUUUCACAUACCAGUGAUCAGUCACUUUGCUACCUGUGCAUGUCUCAGUGACAAAAUCAAAUAUCCAUCAUUUCUCAGAACAAUUCCCAGUGACUAUUACCAGAGCAAAGCACUAGCCCAGCUGGUGAAGCACUUUGGCUGGACCUGGGUUGGGGCAAUCAGAACUGAUGAUGAUUACGGAAACAAUGGGAUGGCUGCCUUUCUGAAGGCUGCCCAACAGCAGGGAGUCUGUAUUGAAUAUUCAGAACCUGUUUUCAGAACUUAUUCAAAAGAAAAAUUUCUGAGAUUGAUAGAGAUUAUAAAGAAGUCCACCUCAAAAGUGAUUGUGGCAUUUCUCUCCCACAUGGACAUGGAUGUGCUGCUGCAGGAGUUAGCCCACCACAACGUCACGGGCUACCAGUGGAUCGGCAGCGAAUCCUGGAUCUCUGACUCCUACAUAGCCAAAGUGGAGGGUCAUCAUGUCCUCAGUGGAGCGAUUGGCUUUUCCAUUGCUAAAGCCACGGUGACAGGCCUGAAGGACUUCCUGCUGGAUGUUCUACCGCUCAAUUCAUCUGGCAAUGUUAUUUUCACAAAGUUCUGGGAAACGCUUUUUGGGUGCAAAUUUCCCAGUGAGAAUUCAAACAAUCACAAAGUGUGUACAGGCACUGAGGAUUUGAAUGGGGUUGAUAACACAUAUACUGAUUUAUCUCUGAUGCAAAUCUUUAACAAUGUCUAUAAAGGAGUGUAUGCUGUGGCUCACACACUCCAUGAGAUUUCCAACUGCAGCAAUGCCAAUGUGUCCAAUGGAGAAACAUGUGUCAAGGAGCUACCAGAGCCACAGAAGUUUCUGCAGCAUUUGAAAAAGGUGCGCUUCAAAACCAAGGAAGGCGAAGAGGUUUAUUUUGAUGAAAAUGGAGACCCUGCAGCAAAGUAUGAGUUAGUGAACUGGCAGGAGAACAGCAAGGGCCAGACUGAGUUUGUCACAGUUGGACUCUAUGAUGCUUCUUUACCCGAAGAGGAACACUUAACCCUGAACAAUGUGUCCAUUGUGUGGGCACACAAGGGCCAACAGGUUCCUGUGUCAGUGUGCAGCGAGAGCUGUCCCCCAGGAACAAGGAAGGCAGAGCAGAGAGGGAGGCCCGUCUGCUGCUAUGACUGUGUGCUCUGCGCUGAGGGAGAAAUCAGCAAUACCACAGACUCUACCGUGUGUGUGAAGUGUCCUUCAGACUACUGGUCAAACAAAAACAGAGAUGAAUGCAUUCUGAAGGAAACAGAAUAUUUGUCCUAUGAGGAAAUCAUGGGAAUAUUGCUCACAGCCAUCUCAUUACUUGGAACUUGCAUAACCACUAUUGUGGUAAUUAUUUUCUUCAGAUACAGAAAGACCCCUAUUGUGAAAGCCAACAACUCUGAGCUGAGCUUCCUGCUGCUCUUUGCAUUGAAACUGUGUUUCCUUUGCUCUCUCACCUUCAUUGGUCAGCCCUCUGAGUGGUCCUGUAUGCUGCGCCACACAGCGUUUGGGAUCACCUUUGUCCUCUGCAUCUCUUGUGUUCUGGGCAAAACAAUAGUGGUGUUAAUGGCCUUCAGGGCUACACUUCCAGGCAGUAAUGUCAUGAAGUGGUUUGGGCCUCUGCAGCAGAGACUCAGUGUUUUUGCUUUCACUCUCAUUCAGGUCCUUAUUUGUAUCCUUUGGUUAACAAUAUCCCCUCCUUUCCCCCACAAGAAUAUGAAGCACUACAAAGAAAAGAUCAUUCUGGAGUGUGAUGUAGGAUCAGCAGUGGGGUUCUGGGCUGUGCUGGGUUAUAUUGGUCUCCUCUCUGUCCUGUGCUUUGUGCUGGCUUUUCUGGCUCGUAAGCUGCCUGAUAACUUCAAUGAAGCCAAAUUCAUCACAUUCAGUAUGCUCAUAUUCUGUGCAGUAUGGAUCACCUUUAUACCAGCUUAUGUCAGUUCACCUGGAAAGUUCACUGUAGCUGUGGAAAUAUUUGCCAUUUUAGCCUCCAGUUUUGGCUUACUGUUCUGUAUUUUUCUUCCAAAAUGUUACAUUAUUUUACUGAAACCAGAGAAAAACAACAAAAAGAAUUUAAUGGGUAAAAUGCCAUCAAAAUCUCUGUGA